CGGGAGCUGGAGAGGAGCUCGGGCAGGCUCCCAGGCGCCCAUCGCGGGGCUCCUCCGGCCACGGGAUUCUCGGAUGCCGAGAGUGCGGCCUGCGGCCCCGCCAAGCAGUCUGCGGACCCCGCGCGGGGGCCACUUCUGAAACGUCAAGGCCCGCGCGGCCCCUUCUUCUCCGCUUCGUGCGGCGGCCCGUGCGUAAGACGAGGCGCGGGCGCCGGUCAGGGGCCGGGUGCCGCUAGGAGGGACCCGGCUUGCUCUGAGGGCCGCUGUCAGCGCCCCCACGUCAACCAUGAAGCUGAAGGAGGCGAACUCGAGGCCAAAGUCCCGAAGCUAUGGCAGGUUGCAGACGAAGGGAAUCAGAGUUGUGGGAAAAUGGAAGCAGGUGAAGAUUGACCCAAAUGUAUUUGCCGAUGGACAGAUGGACGACCUGGUGUGCUUUGAGGAACUGACCGACUACCGGCUGGUCUCCCCUGCCAAGGUUUCCUCCAGUCUCUUCUCGAAGGACAAGCCCAAGAAGAGAAAGGCCCAAGCUGCUUCAGAAGGACAGGAAGAAGGAGAGUGUAGCUCCUCAAAGAAAAAAAUGAAGUUGAAGAAGAGGAAAGAUGGAGAAACUGAAGGAACCAAUGCCCAGAAAGAGGCUGAAGUCAGAGAGGUGGAGCCAGAGCCCCAGGGAGGUGGCACAGCAUGCCCAGGUCCGGAGGCAGGGGAGCUGGCGUCAGGAAGCCUGGCCCUGACGGUUCCAAAAAAGAAGAAAAAGAAAGGGAAAAAAACCCCAGAGCCUUCCCAGGGUUCUACCCCGAAGGUGCCCAAAAAAGCAAAGACAUGGAUGCCUGAAGUGCGCGACCAGAAGGCAGAUGUGUCAGCUUGGAAGGAUCUGUUUGUACCCAAGCCAGUUCUCCGUGCGCUCAGCUUUCUAGGCUUCUCUGCACCCACACCGAUCCAAGCUCUGACCUUGGCACCUGCCAUCCGUGACAAGCUAGACAUCCUCGGAGCUGCUGAGACAGGAAGCGGGAAAACUCUCGCCUUUGCCAUCCCAAUGCUUAAUUCCGUGCUGCAGUGGCAGGUGAAGAAGCCUACCCCCCCUCUAAGGAACACGGCAGCAGCGCCUGGCGACACUGGAGCUGAGGCAGGGCCACUGGGCGAGGCUGGAACUGAGUCUGCAGCGUCGUCUGGUGAGAUUGGGACUGAAGGUGAAGCACAGCCCAGCGAGGCUGGAGCGAAGGCUAGAGCACCACCCAGCAAGGCAAGUGCCAAGGCUGGCACUGCCACCUCAGAGCAGGCGCUGCCCUUCUGUGACGACGAUGCUGGUGAAGGACCUUCUUCCCUGAUCAGGGAGAAGCCUGUCCCCAAACUGGAUGAGGAUGAACAGAAGUUUGAUGAAGAGCAGACUGGAAAGUUAGAACAAGAGUUGGGUGGCAAAACUGUCACCUGUGAAACACAUCCAAAGCGUCCCCUACUUGGACUGGUUCUGACUCCCACUCGAGAACUGGCCGUCCAGGUCAAACAGCACAUUGAUGCUGUGGCCAGGUUUACAGGAAUUAAAACUGCUAUUUUGGUGGGUGGAAUGUCCACGCAGAAGCAGCAGAGGAUGCUGAACCGCCAGCCCGAGAUUGUGAUCGCCACUCCAGGCCGCCUGUGGGAGCUCGUGAAGGAAAAGCACCCUCAUCUGAGCGACCUCCGGCAGCUCAGGUGCCUGGUGAUUGAUGAGGCUGACCGCAUGGUCGAGAAAGGCCACUUUGCUGAGCUCUCACAGCUGCUAGAGAUGCUCAAUGACACCCAGUACAACCCAAAGCGGCAGACACUUGUUUUUUCUGCUACACUGACCCUGGUACAUCAAGCUCCUGCUCGAAUCCUUCAUAAGAAGCACACCAAGAAAAUUGACAAAACUGCCAAACUUGACCUUCUCAUGCAGAAGAUUGGCAUGCGGGGCAAGCCCAAGGUCAUUGACCUCACAAGAAAUGAAGCCACAGUGGAGACACUGACAGAGACCAAGAUCCAUUGUGAGAAUGAUGAGAAAGACUUAUAUCUGUACUACUUCCUGAUGCAGUAUCCAGGCCGCACCCUGGUGUUCGCCAACAGUAUUUCCUGCAUCAAGCGCCUCUCCGGGCUCCUCAAAGUCUUAGACAUCAUGCCGCUGACCCUGCAUGCUUGCAUGCACCAGAAGCAGAGGCUCAGAAACCUCGAGCAGUUUGCCCGUCUGGAAGAUUGUGUUCUCCUGGCAACAGAUGUGGCGGCUCGGGGCCUGGAUAUUCCUAAAGUCCAGCACGUCAUCCAUUACCAGGUCCCCCGCACCUCGGAGAUCUAUGUCCACCGAAGUGGCCGAACGGCUCGUGCCACCAAUGAAGGUCUCAGCCUGAUGCUGAUUGGGCCUGAGGACAUGAUCAACUUCAAGAAGAUUUACAAAACCCUCAAGAAAGAUGAGGACAUCCCAUUCUUCCCUGUGCAGACAAAGUACAUGGACACAGUCAAGGAGCGAAUCCAGUUGGCUCGGCAGAUUGAGAAAGCAGAGUACCACAACUUCCAGGCUUGUCUGCACAACUCGUGGAUUGAACAGGCGGCAGCUGCCCUUGAGAUUGAGCUGGAUGAAGAAAUGUAUAAGGGAGGAAAAGCUGACCAACAAGAAGAACGUCGGAGACAAAAGCAAAUGAAGGUCCUGAAGAAGGAGUUACGCCAUUUGCUCUCCCAACCAUUGUUCAAAGAUGAGGUGAAAACCAAGUAUCCAACUCAGUCUGGCAAGCCCCCUGCACUCAGGCCUGCCCCAAGAAAUGGUGAGUCCGCUUUGAGCUGCCUCACUAAACAGAAGAAGAAGAAGCCAAAGCCAAAAAUGAAAGAGCAGCAAGAAGAACCACAGGCGAGCACAAGUGCAAGUUAACUGCCCCCGAGUCAGAGUCUGCUAGUGGCCACACGUUGUGUCUGUGCCCUGUAGUUAUAUGGGAAAUUGUCCCUAUUUCGUUUCAUUCCACUGUUAACCCUACUACAAAAGUCUCCCUCUUUCCAUGCCAUCCCCGUAGUGGGAGGGACCUCGUAUGGAUUUGUGUUGUUUUUGGAGUACGAAUUAUUUGUAGCAGCUUAUGUAUUUCCGUAUUUCAGUGUUUAUAGGCUUGUUUGUUCAA
Messenger RNA from Pteronotus mesoamericanus, 3110 nucleotides. RefSeq names its product DEAD-box helicase 24 (gene DDX24). Gene Ontology annotation, cellular component: nucleolus. The transcript has 9 exons. The record is from RefSeq and is a predicted model, not a curated record. The coding region runs from base 287 to 2869 and encodes 860 amino acids. Lineage: Eukaryota; Metazoa; Chordata; Mammalia; Chiroptera; Mormoopidae. Gene Ontology annotation, molecular function: nucleic acid binding; RNA helicase activity; ATP binding.